AGCGAUUUAUUGAAAUAAGAAUUGCGAUCAAGAUUCUCUCUCAUUAAUAUUUCCUAAUAUUAAAUACAAAUUUCUAUCAAAAUUAUUUCAUAUUUCUUAGUUCUUGAAAACAUUAUAAAAUGAAAAUAAAUAGUAUUCCAUCAAUAUUCGACACCGACUGUCGACUAUCGUUGUUUUGUAUAAAUAAUAAUAAUCUCUUUUGUGAAUCGGUCUUUCUCUGUCACAUAAUUUUGUUAGUGAAGAAGUUUCUGUCUGUACUGAUUUGUCUCUUGUCUGUAUUUAUCAUACUUUACUUUAUUUUUGUUUAAAUUGAGCCACAAAAAUGGCAAAGAGUUUGAGAAGUAAAUGGAAGCGCAAGAUGAGAGCCGAAAAGCGUGUACGGUACGGAAAGAAGGAGCUGGAGAAGUUGAAAACAAUGCUGAGAGCGGCUGGCGAAGAUGAUGGCAGCUCAUUACCUGAAGUUGAAUUUGUGACUGUCGAUACUUUGAAGGAUAAAGCGGUUGCUAAGAAGGAGGUGACCAUCAUUGACUCAGAAGAUGAAGACAUGAAGCAGAUGGAGCUGGAUCCGAAUGCCAAGGAAAGCAAGAAGGGUCGUUAUCCCAUCUGGAUGAGUAAUCAUAGGAUAAAGAAAGUGAAAAAGGAGGCUUGGAAAAAUAAAAUGAAAAAGAUUAAGAAACAAAAAAGGAAAAGUAAAAAUUAACUUUCAAGUAAUUUUGAUGCUUUAUAUUGUUGAUUAUUACUUUGUAAAUAAAAUUUCUUAUAAAAUCAUGACUAGAUUUUUAACCUAUGAAACUUCAUAGAAAAUUUUGUUUUUCCAAAGUUUUUUCCAAGAGCAAGAUCAUCAAUUUUAUCAAAUUAGUGUUUUUGGUUGACUAUUUCAUUGAAUCAGUAUGAUUCCUUAUGAAUUACUGUCUAAUAAAAUUUGUAUUGUUGAGAAGUUUAGACGUAAUCAUAUUCAAAAUCUGCAGUGAUGAACACGAUCAAUUGAAAUAUUUUCCAAUUCAUCAGUUAUUCUAUCUUCAUUUACUGCCCAUAAAAAAUAAAGAAACACAAACUAUAAAUGGCAGUAUAAUACAUUUCAAUAGAAGUGAAUUUUUUCUUCGUUAUAAAUUAGUAUUGAUUACCAACUAACUCAGUUUGAAUCAAUAUUGAUGAUUGAGAAAAUGCACAAUACUAAUGAUUAGUUUUGUUGUAGCAAGAAAUACUGUCAUUUACAAUCACAUUGGAAAUUUACAAUGAUAAGCACGAUAAAUUUAAACAUUCUCUGUCCCAAGAAAUAUUUGCAAAACUUAAACUAAAUUUACAUGUAAACUUACACUAAAUUUGUACUACCGUAUUUAUUCUUGUAAGACUACCCUAUUUUGGUGUGAUACCUAGGUAUGAUUUACUUGAUGCAUUCAGACUCAAUAUAAGUUGAUUUUGUUUGUUGAUUCUACAAUUUUGAAAUACUUUGGAGGCCUACACGUUAAAAUAACGUUGAUUCUAGUGACAUUCAGCUCCAAAGUCCUACAGUAAUACAGUAUAAAAAAAUUGUUUUCGCUCCACUUGGAUGUAAUGAGCUGGUUUUCGUGCGUCAUAUGGAGGCCGAAAGUGAUUGUUUUUUGACCAGGCCGGUAAAAUUUUUACGGCCCUAGGGCUGUAAAAUAACCCUGAAGUCAGCUGAUUCUGAUUUGAUGUGAACGUGUUUACAAAAUAGUUUAUGAAACUGAAUCAGUUUAUGCUUCUAGAAUUGAAUAAAGUAUUUUGCAA
Nilaparvata lugens (brown planthopper) is the source of this 1749-nucleotide messenger RNA. Its product is annotated as protein LLP homolog. The record is from RefSeq and is a predicted model, not a curated record. NCBI's taxonomy places the organism in Eukaryota, Metazoa, Arthropoda, Insecta, Hemiptera, Delphacidae. Gene Ontology annotation, molecular function: RNA binding. Bases 323 to 700 code for a protein of 125 amino acids. Gene Ontology annotation, cellular component: nucleolus. The transcript is spliced from 3 exons. Gene Ontology annotation, biological process: dendrite extension.